AUGAUUAUGAGAAUAAUACUGUUGACUACGUUUGCUGCGGUAUACCUAGCGUCUACAUCUGCUAUACCUAUAGUAGAUGAGCAAAGCAAAGAUAUAGUUUCAGGUGUGUUUAUACCUUCUGACACAUUUAAUCACUUGCAAGGUCGAAAAAGUAGCCAAGAUUCUUCACUGGAACAGAGGAGCGGGGAUCCAGCAAGUCAAAACAAUGUCCAAGUGACCUCCACUAACCCAGGCCAGCAACCAACACAACAGAAUGUAAUUGUUAACCAACAACCAAACGCGGGUAGCGCGCAACAGGCAGUCAUGGUUAAUCAACAACCAAAUCAACAGCAAGUCAAUCAAACCCCGCAGCCAGUGUACGUCAAUCAGCCUGCCCAACAGACCUACGUAAACCAACCGACACAAGGCCAAACCUUGAUUCCCCAACCUGUAAUCACGCUUGUACCCAAUCAAAGUAGUGGCCAAAUAUUAAUUCCAAUUCAACGAGGAAAAUAG
Molecule: messenger RNA, 495 nt
Organism: Pieris macdunnoughi
Lineage: Eukaryota; Metazoa; Arthropoda; Insecta; Lepidoptera; Pieridae
Source: the annotation of a GenBank genome assembly